Messenger RNA from Tuber aestivum (summer truffle), 1720 nucleotides. The record is from the annotation of a GenBank genome assembly. NCBI's taxonomy places the organism in Eukaryota, Fungi, Ascomycota, Pezizomycetes, Pezizales, Tuberaceae.
ACUGGACCCCUCCCUCAUCGCCUCUGGUAAACUUGGUCUCGCAAUUUACCUAUCGAGGCAGUGCACCAUCCGGCCAUCCACCCGAACUCCAAACCAAACCCGAUCGAAUCAAGGUGAUGCCCAACAGGGCAACGCCAAGGCCAAUACGCAAUCAAGAAUUUCUACCCAAGAAAAGCAACAAACUGCCAAGACAGCGUCAUGGACACAACCACUUGUACGCGUCACCCAACCCCAGUAUUCGAAGGGCACAAACCUGCGCAUUGCAAUUUGCGAUCUUCACGAUGGCGCUGCCAACCGACAAGGAUAUGGUCUCCAGAGCCCUGGGACCAGUUGGUCACCGGGUGGUGAUGGGGAUAUCAUAAUAUAUACCAUGGAUCCAACUUCCUGCUUCCCUCUCCUCCAUUCUAAUCGGCACCGCCAUUUCUAUUCACCAAGCAGUACGGUACUUGACUGACUGCCGAGGCUUAUCCGAGCAGCAACACUCAACACAACAAUCGACAUGCGUUUCUCAGCGAUCGUUCCGAUAGCUCUGUCUAUUGCGGCCUUCAUACUUGCUCUGCUUGUGCUGUUUGCCGGUAGGGAUAAUGGGUUCCUGGGCGACACUUAUAUCACUAAGGUAGCUUGCGCUCCAUCUCCUCCCGACGCGCACAUGUAUUCACGAGAGACAUCAGAUUGAUACUUCAAACCUCGGAGGCGAAGGCACCUCCCUCAAUUCUUCGAGCACCGGCAUCAGCGCACUCGACAACAUCCUCAACUCGGCCUCCCGGGACAUCAUUAAUAGCACCGCUUCUCGCCUCGGCCUGCACGAUUUCUACAAGGUCUUUGUUAUGAACUACUGCGAAGGCGAGCGCGAUUCCAAUGAAAAUGAGAAGACCACAAACUGCACAAAGCAGAAGGGGAUGUUCACCUUCGAUCCCGUCGGCGUUUUCGAGGAGGAGCUACUGCAAGGUGUGACGUUACAGGACUUGGGUGUCGAUACUCAGGACCUCGACACCGCUGUCAACGUCUUGAAGGUUGCGUACAGGACCAUGUUUGUCACGUACUGCAUUGGAAUCGCCACUGCCGGUGUCGCUAUUAUUCUCGGAUUCCUAGGAUUCUAUGAGAGCAGGCUUUCCGCAUGCGCUAAUUGGUUGUUCGCCGUGGUGAGUUUUCUCCCUCUUCUUUCACGCUUGAAACCGUUAUUGAUUGAUCCUCCGUUUCAGAUAUCCUUCCUAUUCCUCGGCGUCGCAUCUGGCAUCGGUACCACCGUUGGUGUUAAAAUUCGCGACGCGAUAAACCGUGAGAUGGGAGAAAUCGGUGUCCGAGCCUAUAUUUCGAACAGGUACCUCGGUAUGACAUGGGCCGCUGUUAUCUGCAUGCUUAUCGUCACAUUUUUCUGGUGCGGCGCCUGCUUCUCCAGGAGAAAGUACAGAAACCACAGUAAGGAUCUCAAUGAGGGCCAAGCUGCCGGGUCGGGGCCCGUUGGCGGAAAGAGGCCCUGGAGGAGAUGGAGACCUUAGAGAGGGAUAAGACAGUGCUGGGUAGCGUAUGAUAUGAUGGAUAACGAAUGUUUCCCCCAAUAAUGUAUUUGUACAAGUUUUCCGGGAGCAGGACUGUUUUGCUUUAUCGCGCUUCCUUCCCCUUCAUCCGAAUAAUCCUAUUAAACGAGUCCCCUUUGUUUGUUUUUUCUCUUCCUCACUUCAAGAUACCGGUACCUUAUUACCAUCCUUGCCGUCAUCAU